AUGAGUCAAAACUCACCUCUUAAAAAGAAAAGAAGUACAUCCACCGGUGGUAACAAUAAUAACAAUAAUAAUAGUAGUAGUAGUAGUUCAUUCAACUCAAUCAUUGCAGCGGGUAUCUCUAAUAUCGAACAUCAACUUUUAAACACACAGGAAGAAAGUCACAUCAAUACACAUCAUUCACAGCAUAAUAAUAGCUAUCAGCAACAGUCUCAACAUCAUCAACAAAACUACAAUCAACAACAACAACAACAACAGCAACAGCAACAACAAACUUAUGAAAAUGAAUUUCCAGUUGGUCCACCUUGGUCUACACAAGAAUCAAAUGAAUUUUAUAAUUGUGUUUGUGCUGCAAUUCAAAAUAAAAAAGCACCAACAACACCUGGUAGUGCUUCAAAGCAAACUUCUUCAUCGACACCUGCCUAUACCAGUUUAAAUCCUAUUCGCUCCACUAGAAAUGAAUCACUUACACCAUUGAAACAACAACAUCAUAACAACAAUAAUAUUCAUCAUCAAAAUCACCAUCAACAAUAUCAACAACAACAACAACAACAACAAUCAUCAUCAUCGCCACAAAUACCUUCAGAUUUUAUAAAUACAACACCGAGUAGAUCUGGAAGGACAAGUAGAACGACAUCAUCCAAUAAUAAUAAUAAUAAUAAUAACAAUAAUAAUAAUAAUAAUAAUAAUAUGGAUGUAGAACAACAAAAAUCACAAACAAAAACAAGAUCCAGACGUUUAUUUACAGAUUCUCCAGCGAAAUCUAGUAGUACAACAACUACUACGACAACAACUACAACUUCCAGCUCACCAUCUUCCUCUAAUAUGACACCUAGAAAGAGAAAAUCAACAACUAUUUCUUCAUCGCCUAUUAACACUCCAUCGAAACAGAAUAGUAAUAAUAAUGUUGGUGAUUUAGUUGGUGAUGAAUACCAGGCAGCUAGUAACCUACCUGCCAAACUCAGAGGUAAAAUGAUGAAGCAAAGCACACCACCAUUGUCAUUACCUGCAAUCGGAUCAUCGUUCGAUCCAGCACUGUCACCACUUCAAACGACAGCAUUGGACGAGAGCGGUGCCUAUGGAACACUACUCUCCAUGAGCAAUAGCAACAAUAACAGUAAUAACAACAGCAAUACAUCAUCGCCUGCAUUGACUGGUGAUAAUAACAACAAUAAUAAUAGCAAUAACAAACAACAACAACAGAUUGUCUUACCAACACAAGAAACUCAACAAACCAUACAGAAAAGACUACAAAACUUUCUUACAAACUCACAUACACAUCUACCGUUACCAGUGGUGGAUAGCGUUAGUAACAGUCAUUCAAUAUUGGAUGAGAGUAGCGGUGGUAGUGCGAGUGGCACUAACAAUAUAGCUAGAUAUAAGCUAUCACUAUCUGGCAAAUGGGCAAUGUAUGAAUGGUUCUACAGUGAUGUAGAGGCUCCAUUCUAUUUCUACAAUGAAUUCCAGACAUAUGUACAAAAUAAUACAAUACAAAAAGGUAUUGUUUUAAAUUAUUUACCAGACACCAAAACAUAUUCAAUUCAAAACGAUGCAACCAAUAUAAUUGAUAAUAUUUCAGAUAUAUGUGUUAUGUCUAUAGAAAAGAAUAUUAGAAGUAUAAUAGAAUCAAGUUAUAUUUAUUCGAAUAAUGGUAAUAAAAACUCGGACAAUGCAGAUACCGCUGUUCAAAAUGAAAAUCAAAUGGCACAGGAACAAAGUCAAAAGACACCAUUGAUUUUGGUAUUGGGUCUCAUCGUUGUUUUGGAGAAGAAAGAAGCAUUGAUAUUACAUCUGACAAAUCUAAACAAUCAAGCAGAGGAGAUGCUACUCGAUGGUUUCCCUGAAUCAUUCCAAAUCGAAUACUCCAAGGCGGUAGUCGAUUUAGAAUAUCUAAACAAAAUUUUAACAACACUACUAGAGAUUUUUAAAAGAGAUCAUAAUUUACAUAAUCGUGCAGCUAAUAAUGAUUUCACUCAACCACAAGUCCAACAAUAUUUAAUUGCAGAUCUAAUCAAUUCAAUUCGACAACAAUCAGGGAAAUUUGUUUAUAAAAUAUUUAAAGAUGACAAUAAUCAAGCAAUCGAUGAGAAUUUAAAGAAAAUGGUGCAUGGUUGUAUUUCGACAUUGUAUGUCUUGAAGCAAUCAUGUUUAAACACUGAGCUUACAGAUCAAGACAUUUCUAAUCUUUUAGAUAAUUGUCUGAGUCAAAUCAAACCAAAUUCAAUUGAUAAUAUCAAUUUGUAUAAUCAAAUUCAAGAAACUGUUUACCAACUUAGAGAUAAAAUAAUAUCAGCCCAAAUGGAAAAAUAA
Messenger RNA from Heterostelium album PN500, 2307 nucleotides. RefSeq names its product RmlC-like cupin family protein (gene lin9). Gene Ontology annotation, biological process: DNA-templated transcription; regulation of transcription by RNA polymerase II; regulation of cell cycle. Lineage: Eukaryota; Evosea; Eumycetozoa; Acytosteliales; Acytosteliaceae. Gene Ontology annotation, molecular function: DNA binding. Gene Ontology annotation, cellular component: nucleoplasm; transcription repressor complex. The record is from RefSeq and is a predicted model, not a curated record. Bases 1 to 2307 code for a protein of 768 amino acids. The transcript has 9 exons.